Messenger RNA from Cladophialophora psammophila CBS 110553, 945 nucleotides. RefSeq lists its product as uncharacterized. NCBI's taxonomy places the organism in Eukaryota, Fungi, Ascomycota, Eurotiomycetes, Chaetothyriales, Herpotrichiellaceae. The transcript has a single exon. The coding region runs from base 1 to 945 and encodes 314 amino acids. Gene Ontology annotation, cellular component: cytoplasm. The record is from RefSeq and is a predicted model, not a curated record.
AUGGCCGAAAUUCGCGACGACAAGGCCCAAUACGUUGUGCCCUUCAUUCUCUCCCUGCUCGCGGAACAUCAAAAGGCAUGUUCAACAUCUUCAAAUCCACCACCCUUCUUCAUCGGCCUGAACGGCGUCCAAGGGGCCGGGAAAACGGUCCUCGUGGACAUUUUGAAAACCACGCUGUCGUCUCCGCCCCAUAAUCUCUCAGUAGUGGUCUUCUCCCUCGACGACCUCUACCUGACGCACGCCGAUCAGGUGGCUCUGGCACAGUCGCACCCAGAUAAUCCGCUGCUGCAGCACAGGGGACAGCCUUCGACGCACGACAUUCCCCUCGCGCUUUCGGUGUUCGCGAGCCUGAAGCAAAACAACCCCACCAAGAUCCCGCAGUACAAUAAAGCUGCCUUCUCAGGCCAAGGGGACCGUGUCCCCGAGAGUGAUUGGGAAGAAGUCAAUACCGACCCAUCUCACCCGGUGCGCGUGGUCUUAUUCGAGGGGUGGUGCGUCGGGUUCCGCCCGUUGGCCCAGGAAGUAUUGGAGUCAAAGCACGCCGCCGCCGUGGCCGCUUUGGAGAAUUCUACCGCCGGCAAUCCCUACAAGGGUCGUUUGGGACAUAAUACUCUGGAAUCGAUCACGACCAUCAACGAGGCCCUGAAAAAGUACGACGAGAUAACCACCCAACUCGACGCGUUCAUCCACAUCGACGCCCUCGACCCGCAGUAUGUGUACAGGUGGCGCCUGGAGCAGGAAGCCGGCCUUCGCGCGGCAAGGGGAAGCGGAAUGACGGAUGAACAGGUCAAGCAUUUUGUAGACGGGUAUUAUCCUGCGUAUGAGCUGUACACGGACACGUUGAGGCAGGGAGUGUUUAAGGGGAUCAAAGACGAUUGGCAGAACAAGCAGUUGCGCUUGGUGGUGGGGGAGGACCGGAAGGUUAGGGAGGUGGUGAAGAUCUGA